This is a messenger RNA of Exaiptasia diaphana, 1035 nucleotides long. RefSeq names its product liprin-beta-1. NCBI's taxonomy places the organism in Eukaryota, Metazoa, Cnidaria, Anthozoa, Actiniaria, Aiptasiidae. Gene Ontology annotation, molecular function: protein binding. The record is from RefSeq and is a predicted model, not a curated record. Gene Ontology annotation, cellular component: presynaptic active zone. Gene Ontology annotation, biological process: neuromuscular junction development.
GUUGGUUAGAGGACAUUGGUCUGCCGCAUUAUAAAGAUACAUUCAGUGACGCAUGUAUUGAUGGUAGAAUGUUGAAUUACCUUACAAUUGAAGAUUUACAACAGCUUAAAGUCUCUAAUGCACUGCACAAUGUCAGUAUUCAGCGAGCUAUUCAGUGCCUUAGGUUCAAUAACUUCCAUCCUAACUCUCUCAAGAGAUACCCCAUCGACGAGUCAUGGCAAAAAGGAGCUGAUGUUUUACUGUGGACGAACGGUCGAGUGGUCGAGUGGUUGCGAUUGGUUGAUUUAGCAGAAUACGCGCCUAAUCUACGUGGCAAUGGAGUACAUGGUGCCUUYAUGAUUCUAGAGCCCCGUUUCACUGCUGACACAUUAGCUGCCUUACUGUCUAUUCCUCCCACCAAGACYUUAUUAAGAAGACAUUUAGCAUCUCAUUUCCAGUCUCURAURGGUCCAGCAUGCCAGAGACUAAAGGAACAAGCCGCUUUAUCACCGUCUUUCACUCCAUUGAUGCCAAGCGUCAAACAGAAGGUUGUAAAGAAGAGCAAGUCUCUUGGUGCCCUGCGUAAGAAAGGUAGUGAUCCUGAUAACUACGUGUGCCCAAUGGACUUGGAUAUUCCACAAGAACUUAAACCCUCAGUUACAAGAACACGCCGAAGAUCAGACGACGAUUAUAAUCGCCCGAGAAGACGUGCUGAUAGUGACGAGCUAAUCGAAAUCAAGAAACCUACAGCCAUUGGUGCGUUUUCAAAGGAACUAGACUCACUCACGCAUAUGUUGGAUCACGAUACUCAUGGACGUAAAGUUCCCAACCAUUCUUGAUUCAAUCACCAAAGAAAAUGUAUAUUUUAAUAAAAUGACUAUUUUUAUAUUUCCGCCCACACAAUUAACUAUAUCUUGCUCUACUGUGAGUAGCAUCAAUAUCAAAUUACAUGAAAUUAUUUUUGUAUUUUUCUAGAAUUAUAUAAUGCAAUCAUAUUAUUAUGUGUAAUUGGGUAAUAAGUUAUAUUUUUAUAAUAAAAUAGAAAAUUGAAACCUG